ACGUCUGAGAGCGUGGUAUUAUAAUAACCCUCACUCAGCUGCCAGUGAACAGAAUGUACCAGACUGGAGCAGAGCUGCAAGUGAAAGCAGAGGGAGUCUUCACCGGAGCUACAAGAGGGAUGAUUUGGUCCAUUAGCUGGAUUCAUUUAGUAGAUAUUUGUAACAUUUGACCCCCGUGCUGUGUCAGGGAUCAGUGAUGGAGGACUGAAUGGGUUUGGAGAGGACACUACGACUGACUGAUUCUCCUGUUCGUAUUUCUCCUUGAUGAGCCAGAGAAGAACAACACAGUAAGAAACAAAGCUCCUGGCCACAAGGUUUGGCUUCAGGGGCUCAUGGAAAAUCAGUCCUUUCAUCGUUUAAGAAAGAACAGGAGUUCUGAAAAGGGGAAUGCUACGGGAACACACCUGCCUGAUAGCUUCACCCUGGUGAAGCUGAAGCCGUCCAAGCAGCUGAAGCCAAUGAUCGGUGCAAUAGUCGUUGGGCUCAUCUUGUUCAUUGCGGCGGUGGUGGCUUGGUGCUACUACAUGGCAUCUCUCAGGAAGGCGGAGCGGCUAAAGACGGAAUUGAUGGACCUGAGGAAGGAUGGGUUCAUCAUCAAAAACCACAAUGGGGAGGUGGUCUUCAGACUGGCCUUCCAGUCAGGCACCCUCGACCUGGAGUCCUGCUCGAAAGAAGGGGAGAUUUUAACCUGCACCAAAUCAGACAGAGGGAAGCUGAAUUUCUUCAUUCAGACGGUCAAGCCCAAGGACACGUUGAUGUGCUACAGCGUCCACUGGGAGGAGUUUGUGGUAGACGCGGUGGUCGAGCACACCAUGUUUUGGGAGGAUGCUCAUUGGUAUGGGGGCUGUGAAAUGAGCGUCCAGCACUGGCCAAUCAGACUGCCAGGGUACCAGGAGCCCAUGCCCUUUGUGACGAGCGAUGUGUAUUCCUUUAGGGGCAGCUUUGGAGGCAUCUUGGAAAGGUACUGGCUGUCCUCGAACGCAGUGGCUAUAAAAAUCAACGACUCAGUUCCCUUCCACCUGGGGUUUAAUGCCAGUGAAUGGUCGCUCUUCUUUCAGGCCAGGUAUAAGGAUUCUCCCUACAAACCUCCACUUGGGCAGCAGCCUUUCCCGGAGCUAAGCUACCGUGUCUGCGUCGGCUCGGAUGUGACCUCCAUUCACAAAUACAUGGUGCGCAGGUACUUUAACAAGCCUUCUAAAAUCCCAUCAGAAAACGCCUUCCGGUACCCCAUCUGGUCUACAUGGGCUCUGUACAAAAAUCAUAUUGACCAGGAUAAACUUCUAGAUUUUGCUGAAAAGAUUAAAAAGUACCGGUUUAAUUGCAGCCAUAUUGAAAUUGACGACACCUACACGCAGACUUAUGGCGAUUUCGACUUUGAUCUGGUAAAGUUCCCUAAUGUGACAGAAAUGUUCAAAACACUGAAAGAAGAAGGAUUUAAAGUUACCCUGUGGACACAUCCCUUUAUAAACUACAAUUCCUCCAAUUUUGGAGUGGGGAUAGAGCGGCAGCUCUUUAUCAAGGAGCCGACAGGGAAACUCCCUGCAAUGGUGAAGUGGUGGAAUGGCAUUGGGGCCAUAUUGGAUUUUACCAAUCCCACAGCCAGGGUGUGGUUUCAGAGCCACCUGAAACAACUGCGGUCAAAGUACGGCAUAGCAUCCUUUAAAUUUGACGCUGGUGAGGUAAGCUACCUUCCAAAGCAGUUCAGCACCUUCAGACCCUUGUCGGAUCCCAGCAUCUGGUCCAGACGGUACACGGAAAUGACCAUUCCGUUCUACGAGCUCGCCGAAGUCAGGGUCGGCUACCAGUCCCAAAACAUCUCGUGCUUCUUCCGCAUCAUUGAUCGUGACUCGGUUUGGGGAUAUGAGCUUGGCCUCAAGUCCUUGAUCCCUACUAUGCUCACUAUUAGCAUGCUGGGGUACCCUUUCAUACUACCGGACAUGAUUGGAGGAAACUUUCUGCCAAACAAGACGGAAGGUGCUGUUGAAAUCCCAGACCAGGAACUGUACAUCCGCUGGCUAGAGCUGUCGACCUUCAUGCCCUCCAUGCAGUUCUCCAUACCCCCCUGGCUCUAUGACAAGGCAGUGAUUGAGAUUGCACAGAAGUUCACAGAGCUGCAUGAGUCCCUGGUUGCCCCUCUCCUGUUGGAGCUGGCUGGGGAGGUAACCAACACGGGAGACCCCAUCAUACAGCCCAUCUGGUGGAUUUCUCCCAGUGAUGAAUUCGCUCACAAGAUCGAUUCCUAGUUCCUCAUUGGGGACACCCUCAUGGUGGCCCCUGUCCUGGAGCUGGGCAAGCAAGAGCGAGAUGUGUACCUCCCGGCUGGCAAAUGGCGCAGUUACAAAGGGGAGCUAUUUAAGAAGACCCCAGUCCUGUUAACAGACUAUCCCGUUGACUUGGACGAAGUUGCUUAUUUUCUUUGGGUAUCAUAACAAAUGUAGCCAUCAGUUUUAAGCUUUGUGAAUGGGUGAUAGAUUGAAAAAAGUAGGCAGCUCUGAGUUCCUGAGAUAAAUAAGCUGCUCUGUGACAUUCUAAAUAAUAAUCAUGAUUCCAAUUGCACAGAACCAUUUUUGUGGA
Molecule: messenger RNA, 2574 nt
Organism: Dermochelys coriacea (leatherback sea turtle)
Lineage: Eukaryota; Metazoa; Chordata; Testudines; Dermochelyidae
Product: myogenesis-regulating glycosidase-like
Biological process (GO): carbohydrate metabolic process; skeletal muscle fiber development
Molecular function (GO): hydrolase activity, hydrolyzing O-glycosyl compounds
Source: RefSeq, a predicted model, not a curated record